UCGUGUGGACAUACCGCUACGUCGAUAUAACCUCAACUGCGUGAUAUUUGUGUGCCCUGAUACAAUGCUGCUUCAGGACUUCCCUGAUGAAAUACUGCUUGAAAUUUUCUCACGACUUCCAGUUAAAGAUAUAGUUACAUGUGCUCUUUAUGUUUGUAAACGCUGGAAAGCCCUGUGUAGGAGUUCAGCCCUCUGGAAAGGGCGAGAAUAUCGGUUAACAGACAAAAAAAGGAAAUGUGAGAUUGUGGAAGUAGCCAAACUUAUUCCACACCUGACAACACUUUUUGUAGGGACAGGUACAAAAUUCUGUGUAUGGUUUACGGGUUGCAAUGUGCUUCUUUCAUCAGAUGUUGAUUUUGAAAUAAUUACGGAUUUAGUUAGAAGUUGUAAUAUUAGUAACAUAACAGUUCCAAGAGGUCUCUUCAGUCCUGAUUUGUUUCCAAAGCUGCUUGAUGAUGAUAAGAAACUCAGAUAUUUAACUGUGAAACAUGAUCCAAUGAUGUAUAACACUCCAGGUGAAACUCUACCACUUUUACUAAGACAGGGGUCACUGUCAGAGUUGAAAAUACUUCACAUACAUGGUGCCCGAAGUAUUACUGUUGACACUGUCCUUCAGUUGUGCCAGCACUGUCCCCAUCUUGAAGAACUGGCGUUACAUGAAUUAAGUCAGGCCUCAGACCAUGUGUUACAGAAUUUACAACUGUGCCCUAAACUUCGCUUGCUGGAAAUCACACAGUCUAACUCGCUCCGUGAUCUUUCAUUUUUAAAAUGUUGUCCAAACCUGUUGGAAUUGGAUCUUACUAUGUGCUACUCUUUACAGCCCUCCUCAUUCCAGCAUUUGCUACACCUGAAAAAGUUGAAAUCGUUUCAUAUGAGGCACUGUAGAGCAAUUGGUUUACCACUUGCUGCCAUGGCUGAAUAUCUUGUUCACUUAAAGAUUAUUGACUUGUUUUAUUCUGCUGGUUUUAGUGAAAGUGAACUGAAAAAACUACAGAUGAUAGCUCCACACAUAAUUGUGUUACAGGGGCCUUUUGACCAUAGAUAGAUUCACAUAUAAUUGUUACAAGAGUCUUUUGGUCUAAUGUUUGAAAAUACAAUUAAUUGUAUCCUUCAUAAAUGUCAGUACUUGUGCUAAUGAUCUGCUA
Molecule: messenger RNA, 1145 nt
Organism: Schistocerca nitens (vagrant locust)
Lineage: Eukaryota; Metazoa; Arthropoda; Insecta; Orthoptera; Acrididae
Product: F-box/LRR-repeat protein 17-like
Exons: 2
Coding region: 65-1045 (326 amino acids)
Molecular function (GO): protein binding
Source: RefSeq, a predicted model, not a curated record